Molecule: messenger RNA, 1547 nt
Organism: Olea europaea var. sylvestris
Lineage: Eukaryota; Viridiplantae; Streptophyta; Magnoliopsida; Lamiales; Oleaceae
Product: probable protein phosphatase 2C 9
Exons: 6
Coding region: 396-1235 (279 amino acids)
Biological process (GO): protein dephosphorylation
Cellular component (GO): cytosol; nucleus
Molecular function (GO): protein serine/threonine phosphatase activity
Source: RefSeq, a predicted model, not a curated record
UUUAGUACAAAACAAUAAAGAAAUAAUAAAGACAACAUAGUCAACAACGGGAGGCCAAACCCUUCCAAACCCGAAUGCCUUUGGUCUCUUGGCACCCAUUCUCGCCUGCACCACCGGUUAUAUUACCCCUUCCGUAACCCCUGUUACUAUUUCCGUUUUCUUGUUAUUUUCUCCUUUUGAAAUCUUUACAUAUAUAUUUGUUUGGUUUAUACACAACCAUAUCUGUUUGCAUAAGGAUUAUUUUAGAAGCAUAGUCAAAUCAUAUCAGCUCACAGAUUUCUUUUUCUUGAUUUGGGGAGUGGUGGAUCGGUUGUGGAUUUUCAACUUUUAAGAAGUACGAGGUAGAUGUUGAAUUGGAGGGGAGAGGGAGGUGGCCGGUGGGGCUUCUGAAUUAUAUGGAUAAUUUAUGCUGUUUCCCUCAGCUUUCAGGAGGCCGUUCUCCUGGUGGCUCUGGGAAGGGAAGAAGCCAGCGGGGACCUGUCAAAUAUGGAUUCAGUUUAGUAAAAGGAAAAGCAAAUCAUCCUAUGGAGGAUUACCAUGUUGCUAAAUUUCUACACACGAAUGGUCACGAGUUGGGACUAUUUGCUAUUUAUGAUGGACAUCUAGGUGAUAGCGUGCCAGCUUACUUACAGAGGCAUCUGUUUUCCAAUAUUUUAAAGGAGGACGACUUUUGGUCCGAUCCAAAUACUUCUAUUGCAAAAGCCUAUGAAAGAACCGAUCAGGCAAUUCUCUCGCAUACUCCUGACCUGGGACGAGGUGGAUCCACUGCUGUAACUGCAAUUCUUGUAAAUAGUCAACAUCUAUGGGUAGCCAAUGUUGGAGAUUCACGAGCAGUCCUUUCAAAAAAGGGGCAGGCUACACAAAUGUCCGUUGACCAUGAACCCAACACAGAGCGGGGUAGCAUUGAGAACAGGGGCGGAUUUGUCUCUAACAUGCCAGGAGACGUUGCAAGAGUGGAUGGCCAGUUAGCAGUUUCUCGUGCUUUUGGAGACAAAAACUUGAAAACUCACCUGCGAUCCGACCCUGAUAUUACAGACGCUCCAAUUGAUGGGUAUACCGAACUUCUUAUCCUUGCUAGCGACGGUUUGUGGAAGGUAAUGUCGAAUCAAGAGGCCAUUGAUAUUGCGAAGAAGAUCAAAGACCCACAGAAGGCAGCCAAACAAUUAGCAAUGGAAGCAUUGAAAAGAGAAAGUAAAGAUGAUAUCUCCUGCAUUGUUGUCCGAUUCAAGGGGUAAAAUGCACAAUCUUAAUGUUUCAUGCAGCUGUUGUAUAUUAGGCGGUUACCAGAAGACAUGAUUUGGUAGGUUGCAGAAGUUUGAAAUCCCAAAGAAUCCAGUACAAAAAUCAAAUUUAUUCUGAAAGGCCGUGAAAAUGAUCUGUUUCCUUUUCUUAUAUUUAUUCUCUCUUAUUUUCCAGUCUUCUUUGUAGAAUUUCACUAUAAUUUUUUCAUAAUUCAUAGCCGGGUUGUAUUUGUAAUAAUCAAAAUAGGACAAGCUUUCUUUCUUUCAGCCAUAUAUCAAGAAGAUGGCCAUUUUGGCUUUGCUUCA